AUCUAUGCUCAAAAGUUUGGUGUACCAAUGGGGAGUCCGCUGAGUCCGGUGAUAGCAUCGAUUGCACUGGAACGAAUCGAAAAAGCUGCGCUUGAAGCGUUAUCGGAACGAGACAUUAUUCCUGUUUUUUAUAAACGGUACGUGGACGACUGCCUGGUUUGUGCCAAACUGAAUGAACAGCAAUCUAUUAUGGAUAUGUUCAAUGGCAUGCAUCAACGGCUGAAGUUCACAAUCGAGCAAGAAGUGGAUGGCAAAAUCAAGUUUUUAGACAUGAUCAUACGACGUGAAGAGGGCGGCUUGACGACAGAGUGGUUUCCGAAGGAUGAGAACGGACGAUACCUGGACUUUGGAUCGGUGAGCCCUUUUUCACACAAAGUAAACACUAUAGUUGCAUUAGUCGAUAGGGCGUUGAAACUGACAAAUGUAAAAUAUAGGGAAAGAACACUUAAAACUGUUAAAAAUAUUCUAAACAUAAAUAACUAUCCCGAGCAACUAGUUGCAAAAAUAGUAAAAGAGAGAACGCAUAAAAUGUACAACAGUUUAAGUGAGGAAAAAAUCGAACAAGCCAAAAACUUUAUAACAAUACCGUAUUGCGCAGGUCUAGGGGAAAAGCUAGCUCGAUAUUUUAAACAAUAUGACAUCAACGUUGCCUUUAAGUCCUUAGACAAAGUUAAAAACACAAUUUUUACAAAAACUAAAGAUAAAAUUCCAAAGGAAAAAACAGCAAAUGUUGUUUAUGACAUAAAAUGUGGAGAAUGUAAAAAAUCUUAUAUUGGCGAAACAAGUCAGUUUUUGCAUAAAAGAUUAGAGCAACAUAAAAACGAUGUUAAAAACAAAAAGGUUGGAGGAUCAGGACUAGCCCAACAUAGCAUAGAAUAUGGUCAUAUUUUUGACUUUAAAAACACGAACAUUCUUGAAAAAGUUUCAAAAUAUAACACAAGAAUUUGUGCAGAAAUGUUCCACAUCAAAAUUAGGGGCGACAGCGACGUUGUUAAUAAACAGAAGGACUCUAUAAAUUUUAAGUCAGCCUACAAUUCCAUUCUACCUAAGAUCAAAACACUGACAGACAAAUGUAAACAUAACAUCAAAAGUAAACAAAUAACUACAAACAGUAGUGUAGACGAUCGCUAGAUUAAGUCCGCUGAAGAGGAGUGAAAAGCCAAAAGUAGCUCGAAACGUCCGGACCAACUGGCAAGUAAUUUUGUAGUUAUUUAUUCGCCGAAAAAAGUCGAUAA
Molecule: messenger RNA, 1235 nt
Organism: Uranotaenia lowii
Lineage: Eukaryota; Metazoa; Arthropoda; Insecta; Diptera; Culicidae
Exons: 2
Coding region: 28-1131 (367 amino acids)
Source: RefSeq, a predicted model, not a curated record